Molecule: messenger RNA, 3738 nt
Organism: Liolophura sinensis
Lineage: Eukaryota; Metazoa; Mollusca; Polyplacophora; Chitonida; Chitonidae
Product: RNA-binding protein 24-B-like
Exons: 4
Coding region: 124-786 (220 amino acids)
Cellular component (GO): nucleus
Molecular function (GO): mRNA 3'-UTR binding
Source: RefSeq, a predicted model, not a curated record
AUAUAUAUAUAUAUAUAUAUAUAGACGCAUACGCGUGUAUAUAUAGGCCCCACCUACAUAUCUAUUUAUCUGUGAUUCUUUCUCUACUUGGUGGAGAAAACGGAAAAAAUAGUUUCUGUCAUCAUGUCUCACAACGGAGUUCAGAACAAGGAUACGACCUUCACGAAGAUUUUCGUGGGGGGUCUUCCCUACCACACCAACGACGAUUCCCUCAGGGAAUUUUUUGACAAGUUUGGAGAUAUUGAAGAGGCUGUUGUGAUAACAGACCGCCAGACGGGAAAAAGCCGAGGAUAUGGAUUCGUUACGAUGUCUGACAAAGAGGCUGCUGAAAGAGCUUGCAAAGAUCCGAACCCAAUCAUUGAUGGGAGAAAAGCAAACGUGAACCUUGCCUACAUUGGGGCCAAGCCCCGCGGAAAUGCUACAGCUGCUUUACCAUUCGCCAUCAAGUCAGGAAUUCCCGGCAUGCCACUCGGAAACUUCGGGUUCCCACAAUACGUCUACCCAUCGGCGUACAUCGCCAGCCCGAGUCUCCUGAUGCCCCCGCACUCGCCUCUCUCGCCGACUACCGCUGCAGCCGCCGCUGCCUGCCAGUACUUUGACUACGCCUCUCCGUUCGCCGCCCAGUACGCUAAUGGCUUCGAGGCCUACCCAUACACAUCUACGAACGGGUACGCCAGUCCUGGCACGGCUUUCACGUACGCCGUCCCCCAGCAGGCGAUAUCUACCACAGCUCCGAGCCAUUUCGCUCACUACCAACCCGCGCAGGUACAAGAACGUAUGCAAUAGUGCUGGGUGACGUCACGAAUUGGUCCCUGAGGAAGCUCUCUUAUUUAGUGUGAGAAAUUUAAUUUCUCUCCCCCCAGGAACAACUUGAAGAAUAUCCAUCAUGCCGGCCUAAAAUCUCGCAAGACUAUUUUUGUAUAGAGGUUAAAGGUCAGUGUCGCGUGGCGACACCUACCGGCCUGUCGGAGACCGUUUUGGUUAAAUCUUGGAGGGAAGUGUUUAUUACUUCAAAGACUUUAACCAUUGGAAACGAGAUCCAUGACAAUGGUGAAAGACUCGGAGUACAAAGAGAUAUUGUUUCAUAUCCAACAUUAGCUAAUAUCACGUGAUCUCUGCUAUGCAAGAAUACUAUUAUCAUUGCUGUAUUUUUAAAUGUCCUUGCACAUUUUGUUAUUGUUUUUUUUUUAUUAUUUUCUUUUCUUUCGUCAUUGUGAAAAGGUUUCGUCCUGCACCGUGUCUAGUAUACGAGCUGAAAAGAUCAAAUUUGUUUUAUCAUUGUUAUAAGUUUAUCUCGGUCUGAAUGGUGGUAUGCGAGAUUUUGUAAACGAGUCUCAGUGUGACCGGAAAUGACGCAUUAUGUGAUGUCAUCGUCUUUCGUUAUAACGUUGGCUGUCUGCCAAGUUGUUCUGCACCAGUGAAAGGUGUCGACCAAAACCCACGUUCUCAUUUUUAGCGCUCCAUUGUUCGCCCUGUAUCAUAUUCUCUGUUGUAAAUAUCACUUAUUUUUAAACCUUUCUUACGGUAUAAACUUUUAUAAACGUAUUGUUAACGUAGUAGUAGUUCUUUAUAACCAAGUUAGUAACAAGGAGAACCUUAUCAUGGCAACGAACCAUAUACUGGAAGUAGCUAAUUAGUUAGUCAAUAGCAGAUUAUGCACUGUAAUAUUUAUUAACUGGUUAAAUAUUGGUAGAGGUUAAUUUAACUUACUAAUCCGUACUUUUUGUUAUCUCUAUUUUUUUUCUCGAGAAUAUAAUGUGCAAAACAAUGCUUCGUACACCAUAAUAUAUUGUAAGCCUAGGUAAGUCGUUUUAUUUAGUCCAGGGGACACUGGACGACGAUUGACUGAUAUCAGGCUCCCCGCUUAUGAAUUGGUGGUUGUGUCCGCUUAAAUUAUAUGUAAGGUAAAAUGUCACUUUUUAUUGUAGCCUUUUGUCGGGAAAGAUGAACAGGUUUACGAAAAUUGUCAUUAAUAUAUAUAUGUAUGUCUCAUCUUAUUAUGCAAACGUAUAUCAACACCACGUGCCCCACAGUUUGAGGCCUUAGGGUGUAGCGUAGGGUUAAGAUAUUAAAUAUAGAUAUAUGUAUACAGAAAUUUAUAUACAUGUUUAAUCAUCUGCGUUUUAGUAUUGAAUGUGUCAACUUUGAUCGGUUCGCAUCUGUACGAGAUCCCCGAUUUUUGCCAUGAAAUCCACCGUCCAAUCAAAUGCCUUAAUCGGUACCUCAUUUGCAUACUGCUGAUUUUGUGAAAUUUGAUCCGUCCCCUUUAAUGGAGAUCCUUACUAACCCGUGGUUCGGAGAGUACCUACACUACACGGUACGAUUUGCAAUAGCCGGGUAGCGACCCAAAAGAAAAGGGACCAGACAUUUUUUAUUUCGUGUAUUGUUUCAUUUCGAACCCAAUCCUGUUACAUCUGGAGAUUGAAGCAUUCCGUUGAUGUUGUUGUUGUUAUUACUAUUUGGGAUCCAGAACGAGUGGCAUUCACGCUGCUUUGGCACAUUAAGGCAAAUAUUGUGGACAAAAGUUGUAGAACAGCUGGCCUUUGCGAGGGAAACUGUGAAACGAACACAUUCCCUCAAAGAACGUACAACCAAUCAGGGAUGAAAAUUUAGGGGCAAGUAUUAUCAUGUGACAAAUGUCUGGAACGUGAUUAGCGGGUCGCUACCUGAGCUCAAGACUAGGAAGACGAACGGAAAACACGUCGGAUGCAGAAGUGUAGGCCUAUGCAUUUGAUGAAAAUUUAAUUUAUUUUUCUUUGCCAACUGUUUCGUAUUCGAAGAAUUUAAUUUAUUUAAUGAAACUUCAGUAUUGGAGGCUUAAAUUAUAGCCAGGCCUUAUCAAAAGGAAAGAUCUUAGGGGAAAAUCUUGCAAAUUUCUAAUUUAAUUAUUUAUGAUUUUUUUGCACGAUGAAUAUUGUACUAUAUAACACAUGGCUAUUUAUCAAUACAUCGCUCGUGAUGUUUUUCUUUUCUUGUUUUAUUGUGUCAGUUGACAUAAUUUAUUAUGAAUUAUAUUAUGUAUUAUAUGUUAGGUUAGUCACCAUAUCAUUUAUAAAAAAAAUAACUGGUCGAAGUUGUAAUAAUUAAAAUAUUGUUAAGCUAUCGUUGUAUAAUUGAUGCUAUGCUAUUCAUGAUAUUUAAGAAAAAGUGGUUCUAGAUCGAAGUGUACAGCUGUACUUGUAUUGUGGGAAUAUAAGCAGUCUUCAUAUAUACCUUCUUGGGACAAGUAAUGUAGAUAAAUGAGGGAAAUUCAAGUUAUAUUUAACUUUACAGACACUUUGUCUUUGAAUUGUAUACAGUAAUAGAUUUUGGAUCUUGAAUUACAUUCAAAGCAACUAAUGAUCGAACUAAAACAAUUUUGUUUUGAAAAUUCCGUAACAGAAAUGUACUAUCUGAAUUACUUCUCUGGCAAAGUACCAAUCUGUGAAAUGUACGACCCGCGACUUCCGUCUCUUUUUUUUAAACGUAGACAGACAGUGCAACAAAAGUCUCUCCGGGCUCUAACUUCCGUGAUGUAAUUCAGACGAGUCCCUUUGUGGUUAAAUACACAUAUGGCGUCGAGGAAAGUGAUUAUUUAGGAGAACAUACUUCUCCGUAUUGUUAGUGAAUAAUGUUCCGAAAACUUCUGAAUAUGUACAUAUAUACACUGUUUAUCUUCUUGUCAUAUUUGCCAUGUAAUAUACACUUCAUUAAUGCAAGCGACCCAUGUUUAAAAAAAUCAUGUUCAAUAAAUUUUUC